ACUUGGUAAGCGCGCAGGCAGCACGUCGUCGUCGUUCGUGGUUGUGUUUCGAUAGUGGUCGGAUAGAAGAUAUAGAAGAACCGUUAGCCGUCGCGUAAUAUUACCGAUUUGUGAGUGUGCCCACCAGUGAAUGAGUGAAGUGAAAAUCAGAGCAGACACAGAGAUAGAACGAACUCCAGUCGAAGCCAGAGGCAUCGAGAACGAACUCCAGUCGAGGCUAGGGGCAAGUGUGGUUCCUGCUAGACAAUAUGAUGGACGUAAGCAGCAUGUACGGCAAUCAUCCGCACCACCAUCCUCAUCCACAUGCCAAUGUCUUCGAUGGUUAUGGCGGCACCACCACCGCCAGCACCAGCAGCAGCAGCGUAACCGCCAGCAAUGCCAGCAGCUACUUUACCCCGCACCAGCAUCAGCAUCACUUGCAGCACCAGCAGCAGUUGCAACAGCAGCAAUUGCAAUUGCAACAGCAACAGCAGCAGCAGCAGCAGCAUGCCCUUACGUACAAUGGCUAUGAGAGCAGCUCCCCCGGCAGCUAUUAUCCCCAGCAGCAGGCACAACUGACACCACCGCCCCAGGCAGUGGGAGGAGGAGCAGUGGGCCUCCAGGUGCAACAGACGCAGCCACAGCCGCCGCUACCGCAGCAACAGCAACAACAGCUCUACCCCCACUCGCACCUGUUCAGCCCCAGUGCGGCGGAGUAUGGGAUCACGACGAGCACGGCCACCGGAAACCCAGGCACUCCACUGCAUCCCACGAGCCACUCGCCGGCGGACUCCUACUACGAAAGCGAUUCGGUGCACUCCUACUAUGCCACCGCCGCGGUAGCCACUGUUCCGCCACCCACCAACAACUCACCUGUGACCGCGGCAAAUGCCACCAAUCCGCAACAGCAGCAGCAGCAACAGCAGGCAGGGAUCGAUGCCCAUGCCCAUGCCCCCAUCAUCAGCUCCGAGAACGGGAUGAUGUACACCAAUCUGGACUGCAUGUACAAUCCAGUGCAGGCUCAGGCCCAGGCCCAGGCCCAUGGCUAUGCCGGACAGAUCGAGGAGAAGUAUGCGGCUGUACUCCAUGCCAGCUACGGGCCGGGCUUGAUUCUGGAGGAGCAGGAUCCCAUGAUGCAGCAGGCCACGCAGUCGCAGAUGUGGCACCACCAGCAGCACUUGGCGGGGGGCUAUGCCCUGGAUGCCAGCCUUACGAUGGACUCCCUGGGCAUGCAUGCGCACAUGCAUCAUGGAUUAGCCCACGGCCAUUUGGCCAAUCUUGCCACCAACUCCCACCAGCAACACCCACAGCUCCAACAGCAGCAACAGCAACAUCCGAAUCCACAGCAACAUCCACAGAAUCAAUCGCCGGUGACGCAGGCAACGUCCCAACAACAACAACAACAGCAACAGCAGCAGCAACAUUCGGUGUCGCCCAAUGGCGGGCUGUCGCGACACCAGCGCGGGGGUGUCAUCUCACCUGGCAGCUCCACAUCCUCAUCGACAGCCUCCGCCUCGAAUGGCACGCACACAGCGAGCGCACAAUCAAAAUCGCCAAAUCACUCGAGCAGCAUUCCCACCUACAAGUGGAUGCAGCUCAAGCGGAACGUUCCCAAGCCACAAGCACCAAAACUACCUGCCAACAGCAUUGCAAACAUGCACCACGACUACCAGAUGAAUGGACAGCAGCUCGAGAUGUGCCGCAGUGUUGGUGGUGGUGCAGCUGGUGGGAGUGGCGGCGUGGCCAAUGGUCCCGGAGUUGGUGGCAACGGCUCUGGCCUCGGCAGCGUCCUGUCCGUGCAGAAUUCCCUGAUGCUCUCUGCGAACAAUGCAUCCGCGGGCAAUGCCCCGAAUGGCAUGGGCGUGAGCAUCGGCGUGGGGAUGGGCAAUGGGCCUGGCGGUAGUGGCCUCAGCAGCUGCAGCCUGUCCAACAACACCAACAACUCCGGCAGGACGAACUUCACCAACAAACAACUGACGGAGCUGGAGAAGGAGUUCCACUUCAAUCGGUAUCUGACACGGGCCCGGCGCAUCGAAAUAGCGAAUACAUUGCAACUGAAUGAAACUCAGGUGAAGAUCUGGUUCCAAAAUCGGCGCAUGAAGCAAAAGAAGCGCGUCAAGGAAGGCCUCAUUCCGGCGGAUAUGCUCACCCAGCACACAUCCGUACCCGUAAUCACAGAGAAGCCACCGCAGCAGCAGCAGCAACAGCAACAACAGCAACAGCAGCAGCAGCAAGCAGAGCUGCAAUUGAAGCCGCAAAGCAGUGAAUUAAGCAGUAACGAACAGCCUGCAGCAGCCAUAGCGGUAACAACAGCAUCCGCCAAGCAGAGUUGAACACGUUUUCAGGAUUUUGCUCAGAUCAGAUCUUUGUUUUAAUUGUUAUCGCUGUUAUUGUUGUUGUUGUUGUCGCCAAAAUGUUGACGCAUUUCGUUGUGAUAAAUUAAUAGAAAAUGCAAAAAAAAAAGAAAUAAAAUAAAAUAAGAGAAUACAAUAAUUAAAUAAAUAUUAUGUCAUACUAGUAGCAAAUUUCAUAAAAAUUCAAAAUAAUAAUAUUAAUAAUAAGCAAAUCGGUAAUCAAACAUUGCUAGCAACUUGUGGAAUCGAGGUGCCAUAUGUAUCAUCUAGGGGCUGUAAAUACUUAAACUAGUUUCGCAUUGCCGCAGCUGAAGCACUAAACAUUGACUCAGGGUUAACAAAAACGUAUACUUAAUUUAUGAAAACAAAACUGAAACUUGAAAGCACGCAGAGCAAUUGACAAAAUACAUUAAUCAAAAUCAAAAGGAAACAAGAAUAGAAUCAGAAUAGAGUAACUAAAUAAUUUUACAGCUUAGUAGAAUCCAAUCCCCAAUGUAUACCCCACAUUUCCGUACGAGUAGUAUUAUUAUUAGCUAAGUUUUAAGAUGCAGAGUAAUUCGUUUUUUGCUGGAGUCCAAUCGGUAUGACACAAUCUUGAUGUACUGUCUGUAUAUUUAAUCUAGUCCUAAUUGUAAUAUAAUUAUAAUUGUACAACAUCUAUAUAUUUAAAGAAACAAUAAACGAAAACCGAUUGCAAAUUGUUGAUACAA
This is a messenger RNA of Drosophila miranda, 3043 nucleotides long. RefSeq names its product homeotic protein labial. The record is from RefSeq and is a predicted model, not a curated record. The transcript is spliced from 3 exons. NCBI's taxonomy places the organism in Eukaryota, Metazoa, Arthropoda, Insecta, Diptera, Drosophilidae. The coding region runs from base 249 to 2312 and encodes 687 amino acids. Gene Ontology annotation, cellular component: nucleus. Gene Ontology annotation, molecular function: DNA-binding transcription factor activity, RNA polymerase II-specific; RNA polymerase II cis-regulatory region sequence-specific DNA binding. Gene Ontology annotation, biological process: regulation of transcription by RNA polymerase II.